Messenger RNA from Ascoidea rubescens DSM 1968, 897 nucleotides. It is a transcript of the gene RCI37, whose product is annotated as Rci37p. Bases 1 to 897 code for a protein of 298 amino acids. Lineage: Eukaryota; Fungi; Ascomycota; Saccharomycetes; Ascoideales; Ascoideaceae. The record is from RefSeq and is a predicted model, not a curated record. The transcript has a single exon.
AUGGUUGAAGUUGGCCAAAGAAUCCUGCAAUCUGACUCAAUUGGUUCAAACGAUGUUGCUCAAGAAGCCCUUAGAAAGGCCAUUGCAUUCUACGAUAUUGAGAAAACACUAACAGUUGAUGAAAGGGUUACUUUGGCAAGAGUCUAUGCAAAAGUUGCAAGCUAUACUGUUGGCUUUGGUUGGGCUGGGUUUAUAGGUGGUUUCUCAUCGCCAUUUGCUCUCAAGUACUUUAGAACUGGAAGCGCCAAAGGUGCUAAUUUGAAAGUGGGUAUUUUGAUUGGACUUUUUAACAUGAUGUUCAGUGGAAACUAUGGAGCAAGAUAUUGCAGGAGACUUGAGCUCCAGAAUUAUCCUGAAGAUGCAAAGAUUCAUAAAAUUAUAAAGCAUUUACCCCCAUAUGGUGCUUUUGGUUGGAAAAAAUACUACGAACGUACAAUAGAGGAUCCAAGUUCUGUUAUCAAAGAUCCCAGACGUCUUUAUGAUAAAAAUUUUCGGAAAAGUACGUUUCUCAACAAUGAUGAUAUGUUAGGAUUAAAGAGAAACACCAAAAGUUUCGAUGAACCUCACAAAGUUUUUUCGAAAGAAGCACUAAACGAAAAAUAUAAACAUAUUGAUCAGUCUGAUAUUGCAAAACUUGGGUUGUCUAUCAGCGAAGACAGACUAUCAAAUGCUGGUGAUUCAGAAGAUAACAGUUUAACUUCUUGGGAAAGAAUUAGAAAAUCUAAUAACAGUCCUACCCAAGAGGAGUCUUCAUGGAAUAAACUAAGAAAUCAACAACAAUCCGUCAGAAAGGACUCUACAGAUUCGUCUGAAAUUCUGGAAUAUGAAAAAAUAUUACAGCAAGAAGAAAAGUUCAUCAAAGAACAAAUAGAAAAAAAUGAUGAUAAAUGGAGUUGA